Mustela erminea (ermine) is the source of this 7002-nucleotide messenger RNA. RefSeq names its product RUNX family transcription factor 3 (gene RUNX3). The transcript has 6 exons. Gene Ontology annotation, cellular component: nucleus. NCBI's taxonomy places the organism in Eukaryota, Metazoa, Chordata, Mammalia, Carnivora, Mustelidae. Gene Ontology annotation, molecular function: RNA polymerase II cis-regulatory region sequence-specific DNA binding; ATP binding; DNA-binding transcription factor activity, RNA polymerase II-specific. Gene Ontology annotation, biological process: regulation of transcription by RNA polymerase II; neuron differentiation; regulation of cell differentiation. The coding region runs from base 2989 to 4392 and encodes 467 amino acids. The record is from RefSeq and is a predicted model, not a curated record.
AAGAAAAAAGAGAGAGAAAAGAAAGAAAGAAAGAAAAAGAAAAAGAGAAAAAAAAGACCCACCCUGUAAUUUGAUAGGCACACUUGUCCUUCUGCACAUUCAGGAGGCUUCCAGAGAGGCUGCCCGAAGGAAUUCUCUGGGGUAAGGGCCCCCAACCCUGCCAGCAACAACCCCUUGACCAUAUUAAUGUUGCUCUUCAUGACCUUUUCUCACUAAUUUGUGUGCGUGUGUGUGUGUGUGUGUGUGUGAUAAUACGUAUGUAUAAACUUACAUACUUGAAAUCGGGAUGCAAGCAAGUCUAGGUUUGACUAGCAGUAUUUUCUUUCCCAUGGAACGGUGGGAGGUGGGCCUUAGAUGUGGGGAAACACAAUGUUCCUGCCCUCCUGGAGGGAGUCUUUAAUCCUCUGGAUUGUGAAGCAGAGCCAUCAGAACCACCUCCAUUCACGGAAGGGGAAACUGAGGCUCCACGGAGGGACAGAAACGUCCCACCUUAAGUUCCAGGCCACUGGGCACAGGAGGGCUUCACCAGACCGAGGGUGUGGAGGCCAGACUGGAAGAAAUCAUUAACUUCUAGAAGACAGUCCUGUGCUAGUAACUGGACUGGGGCUCCCAUGAGACUUGGGAUAGAGGGAACAUGAACCUCCUUGGGGAUGGAGUGGUGGCUAACAGUAUCAGCUGAGGCCCAGUUCCUAGUCAAGAGAGUAUAUGCCUGUAGUGGGAUAGGAGGUAGGGGUCAGUGGGUUUCCAGGGUGAGGGUCUAAGAGCCUAGGGGAAAGAAGUUGAAUCUUCUUAAGAUCCAGGCUCAGGCAGCCCCGUGAUGGUAGCUGGAAAACCCUCCUGCAAGCCGGCUCUGCCUAGAGGCAGGUCACAGACAGUCCUGACCUCUCCCAGGCAGCCCCCAGGAGAACCAAGGUGGGGCAGGAUAGCCAUGGACUAGGCUCCAAGUCCUGGCAAGCUUUGAAGCUGAGACUUGGAUAUUUCACAGAUGACAAGUGUGAGGCCCACAAAGAGGAAGAGACUUGCCAAGGGCCCCCAAUGAGGGGUCUCCAGGCCUUAUUUUUUCAGUGUGACAGCAGCGAUAGCUCGCAUGGAUGGAGCACCCCCUGUAUGCCAGGGUUUGCUAAGCACCUUACACACAUUUCUGUGAGGAGGCCACAAUCCUUAGCCCUACUUUCCGAAUGAAAUCAACAAGAGCCAAAGAGGUUUUAAGCAAUGUCCCCUAGCUCAUGGUAGGUGCUGGAAAAAGGAAAACAGGCAGUGGAACUGCAGAUCUCAGGCCCUUCCACAACCAGUGAACUUCCUAGAAGGUUUUCCAUGUCACCUAUGUCCUGUGUCUGGCACACUUGGGGGAUCCCCACCCCAUCCCAGGCACCAGACUCUUGACGAAUCAGACCUGACCUUGUAAACUCUCUGGCCUGUGGGGAGACAUGCAGGCACCCUGCUACCACCAAAGCUUUUAAAGUACACCCCUAGGGGGUCACAGGCAGCCAGAGGAGGGCGCCCUGACGCAGGGUCGUUUUGACGCAGUGAUCUCACUCCCAGGGAGGGGCAAAGGAUGCUGGUGGGAGGAGUGGCUCCCAGGUCCUGGGAGCUGUGGGCCCCAGUUUGGGUCCUUGCUUACCCAACUCUGCGUCAAGGUACCGCCAGACCUCCUGGCUUCUUCACGCUGCUGUGGACAAUGUGAGCUGCUCUUAGCUGGGAGCCAUUCAAGAGAAAGUGGGAGAUUGGUGCACCAGUCCACCGGAAGAGGGAAAGGACGCGUCUAGCCAUAGAAAACGGGAAGGAAUAGGGUAUCCACGUGUCCCACGUAAGGGAGUGGGAGCUGUCCAACUGCCUCUCGAAAUGGUAAAAAGAAAAACAGAAAGAGAGGUGGCCCUAGGUCUUUUGGUCAGGGAUGGGGAGGAAGUAAGUUAGCCAUUGGUAGAAAUUGGGAAUGGGCUGGCCUGCUCUUCUGUGUGUCCUCCUCUGGCCCCUCAGGACGAGGAAGGAGAGGACUGUGCAUUUCUGGCAGGGAGAAUGCUCUGUGGGUCCAGUGCCACAGGGCCCGUGGGGUGCCAGAGAAGCAUCCGUGUCCAUCAGGGCAAGUAGGGCAGCCUUUGGUCUGACACAAAGCCAUAGGUUUAUUCUGGCCGCGUAGAUGGUGAGGAAUUGUCCAGAACGUCUGCCCAGAAAGCGCAGUUCCUAGGAGGCGGCCCGUUGUGCCUAGACAAGCGACCGAAGCUGGCAUACAUCUGUGGGCAGGGCCUGGCCGGGCAACUCCACGGCGGGCAGAGUGCAGGCGCCAACUAGCGGUGGCUCCCGAAACUGCUCCCCGCCCGGAGGGCCCGGGCGACCGCAGGCUGGAGCCCCAAGCGUCCCCCGGUUCCCGCGCCCACACGCCCACACGCAGUGAGUACCCUCCGGAGGGCUGGAGCCACGCCGGAUCCUGUGCCAGGUGCCGAGACCCACAGGAACCGCAUUUUCAGGAUGUCCGUUUGUGAACCCACCGUAGGAUGAGGGAGAAAUCAGGCGGAGGGGCAAGUAAGGGCACGGGUGCAAACCGAAACCACUAGACCAAUCGAAUUUACAAACCUCUGAUACAGCGGGUCCUGGCCCUACAGCCGCUCCAGGGCCACACGGGUCGCCCCCACCCCCACCCCGGCCCUGGGCCGUACCUGGCCACAACUUGGUGGGCCUUUUGGCGGGAAGCUCCCAGAGAUCCGACGCGCCAACGCCCCGGUACCUCGUUUUUUUUCUGGUUCCGCCGCUACUGCCUCCCCGUAUGGGAGAGUGCAAGGGCCGUGGCCCCGGCGAUCUGCAACUCCGAGAUGCAGGCUCUCUAAAUAGAUCCCAUAGGGUCCUUCGGUGUCCCCGCCUUAGAAAUGGCCCGAGGGGCUGACGUGAGGCGACGACAGGGUCAGGGACCAGCUCUCCAGGUGGUCGAGGUUGUGCCGGAGCCUCUCCGCCCUGCAGCGCACGCGGGUCUUGAAUUCGUUCCGCAACGACGAAAUGGCGCGCACUGGGCCGGGGUCAGAUCCCGGCUGCGAUCUGGCGGCCACUUUCGGAUUCUAUCCUUCUUCGCUUCCGAGGCUUGGAAUUUGUUGCACUGCACCUGUCAAGCGCCGAGAACAACGAAUACUCAGCCCCGUCUCCAGACGGCCGAGACUCGACCCGAGCACCAGCCGCCGCUUCACACCUCCCUCCACGGCCUUCCCCUGCGGCGGCGGCGGCGGCGGCGGCGGCGGCAGCGGCGGCGGCAAGAUGGGCGAGAACAGCGGCGCGCUGAGCGCGCAGGCGGCCGUGGGGCCGGGCGGGCGCGCCCGGCCGGAGGUGCGCUCGAUGGUGGACGUGCUGGCGGACCACGCGGGCGAGCUCGUGCGCACCGACAGCCCCAACUUCCUCUGCUCCGUGCUGCCCUCGCACUGGCGCUGCAACAAGACGCUGCCCGUCGCGUUCAAGGUGGUGGCGCUGGGGGACGUGCCCGAUGGAACAGUGGUGACCGUGAUGGCUGGCAAUGAUGAGAAUUACUCUGCGGAGUUGCGUAAUGCCUCGGCGGUCAUGAAGAACCAGGUGGCCAGGUUCAACGACCUUCGCUUCGUGGGCCGCAGUGGGCGAGGGAAGAGUUUCACACUGACCAUCACCGUGUUCACCAACCCCACCCAAGUGGCCACCUACCACCGAGCCAUCAAGGUGACCGUGGAUGGACCCCGAGAACCCAGACGGCACCGGCAGAAGCUGGAGGACCAGACCAAGCCAUUCCCUGACCGCUUCGGGGACCUGGAACGGCUGCGCAUGCGAGUGACGCCGAGCACGCCCAGUCCCCGUGGCUCGAUCAGCACCACCAGCCACUAUAGCAGCCAGGCCCAGACCCCCAUCCAAGGCACCUCGGACUUGAACCCGUUCUCCGACCCCCGCCAGUUUGACCGCUCCUUCCCAGCGUUGCAGACCUUCACGGAGAGCCGUUUCCCCGACCCCAGGAUGCAUUACCCCGGGGCCAUGCCGGCCGCCUUCCCCUACAGCGCCACGCCCUCGGGCAGCCUCAGCGUGGCCAGCAUGCCCACCACCGGCCGCUUCCACCACACCUACCUCCCGCCGCCCUACCCGGGGGCCCCGCAGAACCAGAGCGGGCCUUUCCAGGCCAACCCGUCUCCCUACCACCUGUACUACGGCGCGUCCUCCGGCUCCUACCAGUUCUCCAUGGUGGCCGGCAGCAGCAGCAGCGGGGGCGAGCGUUCCCCGACCCGCAUGCUGGCCUCCUGCACCAGCAGCGCCUCUGUCGCCGCGGGCAACCUCAUGAACCCCAGCCUGGGCGGCCAGAGCGACAGCGUGGAGGCGGACGGCAGCCACAGCAACUCCCCUACCGCCCUGAGCACGCCGGGCCGCAUGGACGAGGCCGUGUGGCGGCCCUACUGACCCCCCCCGGGGUCCAAGCAGAUGGCUCCCGGCGGAGGCAGGGAUCCCACGAAACUUCCGGACAAGUGGCUGGCCCGGCUCGAAGCUCCAGGCAGGAGUGGGACUUACCGCUCCAGGCCAGUCAUGGGCGCAGGGGCCACAAGGCCUGGGGCCUAGUGCUGGUGGGCGGCUCUGAGAGCAUCCAGUCCAGCCACGUCAUUGUACAGAUAGGUAGGGACCUCCCUCAGGACGCUGCCCCUAGCCCAGACCCUCAUCAUCUCAUCCCACGUUCCUGUGGGAAGGUUAUCCUCCUGCCGCGCCCCCGGAAUGACCUGGCUCUCCCCAGCCAUGCCCGGUGCUAUCACAGGGCCCAGGUUCCCUGGGGCAGAGACCAUCUCUGUUCCAGAGAGAGGUGGCUUUUGCCCACACGGCUUGGCCUCUGACCCACGGGGCCCUGGAAAGACCUCCCCACCCGCUCCCCUUCCUCAAAGACCCUGUACCCGUGGGCCCAGCCCUUCCUUAGCAUUUAUGCAAAUUGAAUCAGAACUGGAAGGUCUCUCCACCCCUGAAAGGGUUUCCCUUCAUUGUAUGGAUGGGGACAGGGUCCAUCCAAGGGCCCCUGGAAAUCACUGGCAGAGAUGGGAUGAGAACACCCUCAAGCCAGUCUCCCCCCCCCCCCCCCGCCCCCUACCCACCGCCCCGAGACCUACCCCCGCCAGCUCUGCUUCCCUAGAGUUCCUAACAGCCGAAAGCUCCCAUCCUGUCUCAGCUAUCUGCGGGUCCCAGGCCCCCCAGGAGACUAGCCAAUGGCAGCAGGUCCCUAAAACCAGGAAAAACACCUGCAGACAGGUCCUCUGUGCACUUUACCAGCCCAAGGCGUUUGCCCUCUGUUCUCUUGGUGGAGGGCCAAAGAUCCCCCCUACCCUUGCCCCCAGGCUGGUCUCAGAAUUGCCAUUUGUGGAAAGAGCACGGGGCCCAGAAAGGUCCUACCAGAAGGCAUUGGUGAGAGGUCACAGGGUCAGAUUUCAGCUUCCCCGUCCCACCUUGGUCCAGGCAAGCUGUGCACACUCCACAACCCCAGGCUUGUGGGCCGGCCCGGUCAGAUCUUCUAGCCUCUAACAGGGUUCCAUCUUGAACCGGUCUGGGCUCCAAAAGCAGACUUGGACAAAAACCAGUUUUUAAAGCUGAUUUUAGAAUAAGAAACAUCAAAUAUUUUCAAACCCCCGGUCUCUUAGAGGUAAAGCCUUGCAGUAGCGAACAGCAUCCUCUCUGCCUUCUGGGAGUGGCAUUGUCAGGCCCUCCGGCAUCCCACCAACUCCCACCCAAGGGCCCAUGUUGGUGGGGACCCAAGGGAACCCCAGGUGACACUAGAACUCACAUCUGCGGCUCUCAGAUACCCACCCAAGAGGAAGUAGAGAAGUGGGGUGGCGGCAGAAGGGCCGGCCAGCACCUCAGCUCGGCACAGCCCCUAGCCUCAGGAAGGAAAGUGUUGCCCCUUCAGUUUGCAGACAGGAAAGCAGGACUUGCCCGGGGCUUCAGGCUACACAGAUACUCGAGUCUGAGUUUAGUUCAAAAAAGGCAGAAGUGGAAAAGGUUGAGAAAACCUGUCAGGGCUAGACAGCACGUAGCGUGUGGUUUUCAGUCAUUGUUUCAGCCACAUCCUCUGUGGAUAUGACAACCUUUCCUCCUCCAUCGUCGUCUCUGUGAGAGCUCUCUGCCAGCCACGCCACACACCCCCGCCCCCAACCUGAAACAGAGGGCAGCUGAUGUGCCUGGCUAUGCACUCUGGCGAGUUAGGAAGUCCUUCUGGUGAUCUUACACCCGGCCCGCUGCAGUUUCUCUGGGCCUGUCCUCACUGGAAAAAAACAGUCUCCAUCUCAAGAUAGCUGCUGGGGUGUCCUGCUGACUCCCCACACUCGGGGGGGGGUCCCCACCCCUUCUCAGGAAGCAGCUGCAAAUCCAUUGCCCUGGUCCCCUCACCCACUCCCCCCCCUCUCGCUUCUUCUCCGUGGUUGCAGACUGGCCCCAGGCCUGCGUAGGAGGCACCCUUGGGUUCCCAGUGCCCAGCACUUUGUAGCCCCACUCCGGAUUACUAGCCCUUCCUGAGAGCCAAGCCCUGGUAGGGGCAGAGACAGGAAAUAAAUGCAUCCCUCCUCCCACAUGCCCGCGCCCCCUCCCACAAGUAAAAGUGAUGACAGCCAUGCCGAGUCUGGUUUUAAGGCCCAUAGUGGGUGCAGACAGCUCCGGCUGCUAGAAAUGGGUCCUUAUUUACAAGGCUGCUUUAAAGUUGUCCCAGGCGAACACACUGAUUUAGAAAGCACAAGGAAAUGGAGAAGUUUUGAUAACCAUAUUACUGUAAACUUGGUGGUGGCGGGUACAGACCCUUGGUGACAUACUGUCAUGUCGAGGUGUUAACACCUGCCACAUGCACAUCUUCGGUAAAACCGUCCCAGAGCUGGGAAGGGGGUGGGGGGAGGGUGGAACCUGCUUUGCACUAUAAUUUGCUUAAUGUGUUUGUUUUCGAUGCACAACUUGCUGUAUGGUACACUGUUCAUUCUCUGUCUAUUUAACUGUAAAAUGGAAUUUUGACUGAUUUGUUACAAUAAUAUAACUCUGAGAUGUGUUGAAGGA